Enhydra lutris kenyoni (northern sea otter) is the source of this 165-nucleotide messenger RNA. RefSeq names its product photoreceptor disc component. The transcript is spliced from 3 exons. Bases 1 to 165 code for a protein of 54 amino acids. Lineage: Eukaryota; Metazoa; Chordata; Mammalia; Carnivora; Mustelidae. Gene Ontology annotation, cellular component: photoreceptor outer segment membrane. Gene Ontology annotation, molecular function: opsin binding. The record is from RefSeq and is a predicted model, not a curated record.
AUGUGCACCACUCUUUUCGUGCUCAGCACCUUGGCCAUGCUCUGGCGCCGCCGAUUCGCCAACCGGGUCCAACCAGAGCCCAGCGGAGCAGACGGGGCAGUAAUGGGCAGCAGAUCGGAAACAGAUCUCCAGUCUUCAGGCAGGGAGAAAGAGUCUCUGAAGUAA